Messenger RNA from Micropterus salmoides (largemouth bass), 439 nucleotides. It is a transcript of the gene ndufc1, whose product is annotated as NADH:ubiquinone oxidoreductase subunit C1. Gene Ontology annotation, cellular component: mitochondrion. The transcript has 5 exons. The record is from RefSeq and is a predicted model, not a curated record. Bases 93 to 302 code for a protein of 69 amino acids. Lineage: Eukaryota; Metazoa; Chordata; Actinopteri; Centrarchiformes; Centrarchidae.
AGGAGUAGUAUUAAUAGUAUAAAUUGAAGCUUAAUCAACCGCGGAGUGGCAGGAACGCAAAUCGAACGGAGCUGUCAUUUCACGUUAGCUAAAUGACUUUCGACCGGUUAUUAUCUAGAGCUGUUCAUUUCAGCAAAGUUGGAUCCAGGUCUGUAUUCACAAGCUCCAAGCCGGACACUGCUAACCCCAACUGGUUUCGAGUGGGUCUUGCCUUUGGAACAUCUGCUUUCCUCUGGGCCCUGCUCUUCAAGCAGCACAGCACAGAUGUACAUGAGUACAAAGUGAGGAAUGGCCUGGAAUAACCCAUCACACUGGAAUGUGGUCGUCUGGACCAGUCUAAAGGAAGCACCUGUUUGUCCGCUUGUUUCUGUUCUCCGCUGUUCCUGAUUCCAAACUCUGAAUUCUGUGUAAAAUAAAAGAAACUACCAUGUGAAAUAUA